Molecule: messenger RNA, 3722 nt
Organism: Petromyzon marinus (sea lamprey)
Lineage: Eukaryota; Metazoa; Chordata; Hyperoartia; Petromyzontiformes; Petromyzontidae
Product: solute carrier family 12 member 3-like
Biological process (GO): chloride transmembrane transport; sodium ion homeostasis; potassium ion homeostasis
Cellular component (GO): apical plasma membrane
Molecular function (GO): sodium:potassium:chloride symporter activity
Source: RefSeq, a predicted model, not a curated record
GAAACUUUGUUUACGUCUCCAGUUUGGAAGUCGCUCUCGCAGCCGCGGCUUUCGCUCGGGGUUCGGUAUUUUCGAGCGCGCCAAGUCGCAGCCGGAGCAGAUCCGCGAGCGCGCGGGCAACAUUCGCGCCGCCGCCUCUCGCGAAGCGAGACGCCACGUGCGUGACGGCCGUGUAAGGGUCACAGCAGGAAACCUCCCUCGCUCGCUCGCUCCCUCCCUCGCUCGCUCCCUCGCUCAUCUCGCUCAUCAGCCAAGGGCCAUGGAGGAAAUCUCGGAGGCGGCUCCGUCUGCCAACGGACACGGGAACGGCCGCUUCCAAGUGCAACCCAGGGAAGACGGCGGCGGCGGCGGCGCCCACGAAAACUACGCGUACACGGACACGCACACCAACACCUACUACUCGCGCACGUUCGGCCACAACACCCUGGACCCGGUGCCCAACUACAACUACUACUGCCGCACGGGCACCAUCCACGGCAAGAAGGCGGCGCGAGCAACCAUCUACGACCUGCACGCCACCUACGUGAAGGAUCCAUCGGCAGUGCCGUCAACCCUGCAUCAUGUGUACGGGGAUGCCGUGCUGGAAGACCUUCCCGACGGGGAGCCGGUGGAGGAAGUCAAACCGCCGGAACCCGUUCUCUUUGGCUGGUUCCGUGGCGUUAUGAUGCGGGUGAUAGUGAACAUCUGGGGAGUCCUUAUGUACCUGCGCCUGCCCUGGAUCACCGCUCAGGCUGGCAUUGGGCUGACGUGGGUCAUCGUGCUCGUGGCCGUCAUCAUCACCUCCAUCUCUGGCCUUUCCAUCUCCGCUAUUUCCAACAACGGAAAAGUGGCCCGAGGUGGGACCUACUUCAUGGUGUCACGCACCCUGGGGUACGAGUUGGGUGCCCCCUUCGGGAUCCUCUACUCGUUCGCGGCGGCCGUGGGCAUCGCCAUGCACACCGUGGGCUUCGCCGAGACCCUGCGCGACAUCUUGCACGCCUCGAACCUCAUCAUGGUGGACAAGGUGAACGACAUCCGAAUCAUCGGCGUCAUCACGGUCACCUUCCUGCUGGGCAUCGCCAUGGCCGGACUCGCGUGGGAGAACAAGGCCCAGCUCAUCUUCUUCGUCCUCAUCAUCAUCUCGCUGCUCAACUACCUCCUCGGCACCGUUAUUCCCGCGACGCCAGAGAAGAUGUCCAAGGGAUUCUUCAACUACAACGCAAAGAUUUUCGCCGAGAAUUUCACUCCGGUGUUUCGCAAUACGGAGUUCUUCCGCCUGUUUGGAGUGUUCUUCCCGGCCGUCACGGGCAUACUCGCUGGGGCCAAUAUCUGCGGUGACCUCAAGGACCCAGCCUCUGCCAUUCCCAAGGGGACGCUUCUGGCUAUCCUGACAACGGCUUUGUCCUACCUCAUCAUCAACACGACCAUCGGCGCGGUGAUGCUGCGCGACGCCUCGGGCCUCCUCUCCGACUCCUUCGCCUGGGUGCCCUCCGUCAACGCCACCAACUCCAGCCUGCCGAUCGCCAACGGCAGCACCACGCUGAGCCCCCUGAGCAGCUUCGCGACGAGCAACGUGACCGUGAGCACCACCGUCGCCACGCUCUUCGCCUCCUCCGCCUCCUCCUCCGCCACCGCGGCGUCCGUGCACGUGUGCAACGGCAGCAGCAAGCUGGCCUGCGAACUGGGCUGGAACUUCACUGCCUGCAGCCUCUUCAGGCCCGACACCACGUCACCCUGCACCUUCGGCUUCGUCAACAACUACCAGGUGAUGGCGAUGGUGUCCGCCUGGGCUCCGCUCAUCUACGCCGGCAUUUUCGGGGCGGCUCUCUCCUCCGCGCUCGCCAAUCUCAUCAGCGCGCCCAAGUGCUUCCAGGGAGUGGCCAGGGACAACAUUUACCCUGGAAUCAGCAUCUUUGGCAAGGGCUUUGGUCGCAACCAGGAGCCCCUGUUUGGCUACCUGCUUGCCUACUUAAUUUCCAUUUGCUUCAUCAUAAUUGCCGAGUUGAAUAUCAUCGCGCCCAUCAUCUCCUGCUUUUUCAUCAUCUCCUACACCAUCCUCAACUUCAGCUGCUUCCACGCCUCCUUCAUCAAAACUCCCGGAUGGCGCCCCGACUUCAAGUUCUACCACCCAGCGGUGUCCUUCAUCGGCGCGGUGCUCAACGUGAUCGUGAUGUUCCUGCUGCUGUGGUGGGGUGCCAUCAUCGCCUUCGGCAUGUGGAUCAUCCUCUACCUCUACGUCACCUACCGCAGGCCAGACGUCAACUGGGGUUCAUCGAUGCAGGCCAUGAGCUUCAAUACUGCACUCUACACGAACCUCACUCUGGACCGGGAGCUGUACCACGUCAAAAAUUACAGGCCCAACUGCCUGGUGCUAACGGGGCCUCCAAACCUGCGGCCGGCGCUGGUCGACUUUGUGGGCACCUUCACCAAGGACAUCGGCCUCAUGGUCUGCGGCAACAUCCUCGUGGGUCCCAAGGGCGAGAAGGUGAAGGAGCUGCUGGAGAGCAAGCACAACGAGUGGCUGCACAGGCGCAAGGUGAACGCCUUCUACACGGGGUUCGUCGCCACCAACAUGCAGGACGGAGCCUUCGGCCUGCUGCAGAGCACCGGUAUUGGGAAGCUGUGCCCCAACAUCCUCAUCAUGGGCUUCAAGAACAUGUGGCAGGAGGAGGAGCCCAUUAACAUGCACCACUACAUCCAAAUCAUCCACGACGUGUUCGACUUGAACAUGUCCCUGGGCAUCCUGCGAGUCAAGGAGGGCAUCGACAUCACCAGCAUGCCCGAGACUCACGUCAACAUGGCUUUCCAGUUUGACGCGGAUAGCAAGUCCUCUCGCAAAGUGGCCAGCCUUGUAGCAACGUCAGCUCUGAAGAGAGUUUCCCCGAACACGGCGCAAGAAGGCGCCGUCCAGGAGGGGAUGCCGCAGAUCAGCACCGUCUUCCAGUUCAGCCAGGGCAAGAGGACGAUCGACAUCUACUGGCUCUUUGACGACGGAGGCCUCACGCUGCUGCUGCCGUACCUGCUGUCCAAGAAGAAGCGCUGGAGACACUGCAAGAUCCGCGUCUUCAUGGGAGGGAAGCUGGACCGCCUGGAGGAGGACAAGCAGAACAUGACGCGGCUCAUCACCCGCUUCCGCCUGGACGUGGACGACGUCAUCAUCCUGACGGACAUCAACAAGAAGCCGCGCACGGAGAAGAUAAAGCAGUUCGAGGACAUGAUCUCUCCGUUCCGACUCAACGACGGCUUCAAGGAGGAGGCGGAGGUGGAGGAGUUGCGCCGUGACUGCCCCUGGAAGGUGUCCGACCACGAGCUGCUCUCGCUGCGGGACAAGACGAACCGGCAGCUGAAGCUGAACGAGCUCAUGAUUCAGAACUCCAACGACGCAGCCCUCAUCGUUGUGAGCCUGCCCAUGAUCAAGAAGGGACGGUGCCCGUCGGCGUUGGGCAUGGCCUGGCUGGAGGUGCUCAGCCGGGACCUGCCCCCAGUGCUCAUCAUGAGGGGCAACCACGUGAACGUGCUCACCAUCUACAGCCAGUGACGCACGCUUGCGGAAAACCACGCUCGCGGCCCGCUCGCACGCACGCACGCCAGCACACGGUCAUCGUAAGCACACUCACACCCGAUCGCUCGCUCACACUCUACUUAAACAAUGAACUAAACAAUUUUUUUAUUUUACCAGGUAAGGCCCACUGAGCGAUGUAGUUCUUUUUCAGAAGCGAUCUGGCCACAAAUGAUAGCCCAAU